This is a messenger RNA of Caenorhabditis auriculariae, 9338 nucleotides long. Lineage: Eukaryota; Metazoa; Nematoda; Chromadorea; Rhabditida; Rhabditidae. The record is from the annotation of a GenBank genome assembly.
AUGGAAAGGCGGAGGCGCAGUGUAAAGCGGUCGCCAACCCGGUUUAUAGAAGACGUCGCGUCGCUCCUGGAGGCAACUCUGCCCGAACGGCUUUGGCGUCUUUUCAGUCUCCUCGGCUUCCCGUCUUCAAAUGUCGGUAUUCUAACUCAUAAUUUUCAAAUUUCCCAGUCAAUACAAAAUUUGACAAGUUCCGUAUAAAGCUGACUGAAAAUUCAACCAUUUUAAGAAAUUUUAAGUGAAGUUGAUUUGGAAACGUAGUGUUUUAUCCUUGCUUUCAAUUAGGUCUCAAGAGAGUUCUUAAAUAAAUCACAGCUUAAUUUUUGAAUUGGGUCUUGAGGAAAACCUUUUCGAGUAUUAUUUGAGAUGAGACGUCACGCAACUAAUUGCUUUUUUCUUUUACAGUAAGAAAUAAAAUAAUGGAUUCCCUAAAACUGAAAGAGGCAACAAAUCCAAACAAACUUGGUAAAAAUUUCCACGCAGGAUGUGGUUUGAUUUCAUUCAUAGGCUUCCAAAGAAGGAGACUUUUUUGAAUUCAGUUUUUUACGGCUUUGUGAGCCUUUUUUUCACAAAAAUGGUCCUAAAGUAUGAGAAAUCUAUCACCAGUCGGAGCUGAGAUAGUUAUUACUCCCAAAUUUUUUUCGUGAAUAAUUAUUGAAUAGAGUCCACCAAUGUGAAAAAAAUUAUAGUGAGAAUUCUAUAAAAAAAUUACAUUUUAUCAUAAAUUUCUCUGAUAAUUAUAAAAUUAAUUAGUACUUCAAUUUUGAAAAAUAACACUUUUACAGCCUGUAGGGCCUCAUCAAAUUAUCUUAAAUAGUUUCCGAAGCCGUUUGAGAAAGCUUUGAAAAACGGUUUCUUUUUUUCAAGCGGGCAACACGGUCGUUUAUUGAAAAAGUUUCAUCGUUUUGUAAUUUUUGAUUUUUUUGUCCUUUAUGAUAUUUUUUUCAGGUGACUGAAAUAUUAAAUAUGAUAACAGGAACAUGGGAAUUUAUGGCGAACCAUAAAUAAACAUUGAGCUGGUAAACGCUUCUCACGGCAGUACGUAAACGCGAGAGGCUCUCCAAGUUUCCCUCACUGUUUGCCUUUUCUCUGCUGAUUUCAGUUUUAGUUAUAGUUCACUUGCUUCCAGUUUGUCGAACAAUUGGACAAGAUCCGUUUUCGGUUUUGGAUAUUUUUCCAUCCGUUACACUUCUUGUUUAAGUUUUUUUGAAAUAUAUCAAAAAAUCUUUCCAAAAAAACUCAAACUAAGGAUCUGGCUCGAGUUAAAUUUCAAGAUUUAUUGAAAUUUUUUUACAGAACUAGAAAUCAAAAAGAAAACUAAGUUACUUCUUAUUCCAUAAAUCAUCUUCCCAAUGAAUCGGCAACAUUCUUAUAUGAAAAAAACAUCAGUCAACUAGAAAGUUCGAACUUGCAACAAUAAAACAGAAACUGGAAGUAUUUUAUUAUGCCAUGACAAACUGAUUUCACAAUCUUGACAGUUCGUUCACGUAUGUUUGUUAGGAACGAUGGCAAAACAAAUAUUGCAAACUUUCUGCUGGCAAAUUCGAUUGAAAAAGCCGUUGCUUUUUUUGAAAUUAUUUUUUUGUUCUAUUUUUUUGACAUAAAACUCCAAUUAAAAAGUUUUUUUAUUGUUGCAGUAAAAAAAUUUCACGAGAGGCUUUUUUUUUUAGAAUCGGAGCCAUUUUAUUUUUACAACGACCAGGAAUGUUUUGAUAGUUGGCGGAAUUUCUUCGUUGAUAAAAGUCAUUCGUGCUGAGAACUCGUCAAGGUAUUCACGCAGAAACAUUUUUUUUCCCCGUCCGAAAGGUUUUAAAUGUGAGAAAAAAAAAUGGUUCGAAAAUUUGCUCAGAUUGCUUUUGGGUUCACUUCCAGGUGACUAACCAGGUGACCAUUCAAACGCGAGUCCGUGGCGUAGGAAGGUGAAAACCCGGCCGUACCGAGCGAAAACAGAAAGAUCGAUCGGCCUUGGGCCUUCAAAUAGAAGUCGUCCUCAUUAAAAUUCUGUUUUCCGCUCUGUGUAAAACUACUUUGAAUUCUGUAAUAUGGUACUCCCAUUUUUGAAUCAUUUUGUCUUCAAAAGAUUCUCUUUUCCUUCCUUCCAUGACACAUUCGCUGUCAUUAUUAUUGUAUCUGUUGAUACGUUUUUUCGUUUUUCACUCUUAUGGAAUCUUUUUAUGAUUUCUUUUUACAGAACAGCAGGUCUGACGGUUUUUUCUUGAGAAUGUUGCAAGAAGAGAGAGAAAAUGAAGAAGAGGAAGUAAUUUCCGUUGACCCUCCAGAACCUGAGGUCGGAGGCCGGGCAAUAGUGGCGUGGCAACCCUGUCAGGUAUAUCUUGUAUUUGAAAGUUCUUCAAUUUCUGAGAACUUGUUAUUAAACAACGGAAAGUUUCUGAAUUUAGCGGCAACAUUACUUUUUUUCAGAAAAUGCAUACCUUAGGUUUGAUCAUUUUCUAAAAGUUUUUGAAAACCGGGUAUGUAAAACUGUUCGAUUUUUUGUACGAAAAUUGUGUAGAAAGUUAUUAAGUUUUUUUUGAAAACCAUCUUUGAGAGAUAUAGAACCUGUUCAGCGGGCCUAUGCGGCCAGAAACGGAAUCGAAGAGUUGCUUCCCAAUCCAGAGAUCACAAAUGCUUUCAUUCGUAGUAGCUUCCACAGACAGGUCAACAGGUCUACAAGCACUUUUUCGUGAGUAUCGUUUUCACUAAUUUCUGAAAGCUUCGGAGUUUCAGAAGGGCGUCGACGGCUAUUCGGAGAUCUCUUCGUUUGCCUCGCCGUAGGGCGGACGUUAGUUCCGAAAAAACAGGCGAGGCGCCUGAGUCGGGUCAGGACAAACCAGUCAGUUGAAUACUGAACUUCAUUUGAACUUCGAGUUGACAAAAACAUUUUACGAUUGCCAAUCAGAAAAAAUAUCGGCAAGAAUGUUUUGAACUUGGCGUUUUCUGCUUUUCAGAGUUUCUCGGAACAAUAAGGGAAGAUUUAAUUAAAGCAUGGAUAUCAAUUGAUAACUUAGAUUAGCCGUAAUUUUUCUGAAUAAACUGAUUGAAUUUUCGCUUUUAAAAUUGACUCAUAAAUUUGAAUUUUUUUUCGAUAUAGUCUGUGUGCCAAGGCUUGGAAUUUCACCGAACGAUAUUCCGCUCUUCCGCUGCGUCGCGAAGUAUCUUUGCGAGCCUUGGUCUCGCUUUGAAUUGGUUCUCAUUUCUGAUAGAUAACUUGUUCCACUAAGAACACGUGUUGGUCGAGUUCUUAAAUAAAAUAAAAAAUUUAAACCGUGGCCGAGCACGCAGCGGAACAACGGAAUGUCAUUCGGUGAAAUUUUAAGACGUGGUUAACAAAAUAUAACAGUGUUGAGAAUAGUGAUGAUCGCCUUCGUUUUUUUAUUUUUGGAGAUUUCAACUGUUUUUUUCAUAAAAAAAUUCUGUAAUAAUCGAAUAACUUACCAUUUUUGGAAUUUGCGCUUUAUGAUUGACAGGUGAAGUUCUGGCAAGAUCGCUAAAAUUCACAAAAAAAGCAAAAAUCAGUUCAAUUAGAUGAAAAUGACCUUUUUUUGGAGCAAAGAUAUUAAUAUGAAAUUUUAUACCUUGAAAAAAACUAUAAAAAAAUGAGAUAAAAAAAGCACAAAAAAAGAAAACAUAAAAAAAAUAUUUUUUUGCAAAAAUGCUUUUUUUGGAUGGAAUAUCAACUUCUUUGGAGAUGCUCCUUGUCUUUCAUAGUUACAAAAUUCUUUUUUGUUUGAAGGCACUGCUUUGAUGUUAUCGAGUUUCAUUUUUUGAGUUGCGUCUUCUAAUUUCAUGUGAUGGCUCGAUUCGAAGCCAUCCCUGGAAAAGUUUCUCCCUGACGAUUGUUUUAUUCGCACAGUUCGACUAUUGAAUAACAGAGUAAGAGCGCCACAUGGCGGCGUCUCAAGGACGGACCCUUUGACCGACUGUCACGUCGGAAACGGACGGCAGCUGGCAGAGUGGAGCGAGGGUGGAGAAAGAGCAGGAGACUGGGUGGGCUCAAUCGAUGUCCGACCGCUGUCAGAGCUCCAAUGCGUUUUGGCUAUUCCACACGUUGCACCACGUUUCCAUUGUACUAAUCUGAAACUUGAGCAGCUGAAAAUCUGAACACCGAAAAAAUAGGUACGAACGAAUUUUUUUCGAAAGUAUUAGUUCUCCUUGCUCUAAACGUAGCUUCCAAAAAACAUAAUUAAAUAAUUUUUUACUCGGGGCAGAUUUUUCCAAACUCAACGACGUUUAGUGAAUAGCUAAUCUGUGUAGAAGAUCGAAAUUCCCGUUUUUUAAACAGUUUUCUGUAGACUUCCUAGAUUGCUGAGAUUUAUUCACGCUCAAAUACAAUCCGAAGCAAAUUUCUUGUUGAACUAAAAUUUUGGUUUCCGGCUUCAUGUUCAAAAUUUUGAAAAAUAAACCAGAGAUUUAUUAAAAUUUAAUAUGAUUAAUUUGGUUCAGAUAUGGUUCAAGAGAACGACGAGGUAAAUUAUUGUUGUUGUUAUUGUUUUGUGGGUAUCGUGUCUAAGAGAUCUUAAUUUAAUCAUAAAAGAGAUUUUUACAAGUACCUUUGUUUUAUCAAUUGAUAUCCAAUCGUGGUUUGAAUUGCACGCGGUAGAUGUAAAGUUCCGAGAAACAAAAAGGCGUAAUGCCCAUUCCAGUCAAACGCUCGCUAUUUUACGGCUUACACCCACUCAACGAACAUCGUGCCCUCGGAGAUCCCGGCGCGGCUGGAAGAAGUCCGUGAGAAUCGCAAGCUCAACAGAACUGAAAAGGUUUGUUCCGAACUUUCUUACUUUUGAAAUCCCAUUGAUCCAAGACAACUAUCAGUUUGAAAAAUGUUAUAAUUCUGAUCUUCGAACUGCUCGCAGAUGAAAUGUUUUCAAAAGCUAGUUUCUUCCAAAAGGAAUUGAAAGUCAAUCACGAUUAGAAUCACUUCUCAAAAUUAUUUAGAAGGACCCGAAAAGAAAGCUAAAAACAAAAAUGAACAAAUAAACGGGUAAGCAAUAAUUGAGCAACCUGCGCUGAGCUUAGGUUGUUGUUUGACCUAGGUCGCGCCUCCAGUCGGUUCCGGUUAUUCCGGCGGCUGGCGGCUGCAAGAAUAGGAGCUCAGUUAACUUUCCCUCGGGCGCUACGAUUUUGACAGCUGCUGGGCUGCGCAGGCCAUUGUUGUCGUAUUUGCCAAAAACGGAAGCCUCGCAACGGGAAUCUAUUCUUUCGACCGACAUUUUCGCACCUUCUCCCUUUUUGCAACACUUUACAUUAUUUGUAAAAUGUCGUGGGCGCAAACCUACCCACCGAAUUUUCUACAACCUGUAGAAAACUCAAAAUCAACUGAACGAUUGGAAAACAAACGGCGUCAAUUGGCUGCUAUUCACGCCUGUAGGAGCACCGAUUCCACUGACUCUGGAUUUUAUGACUCGUUUGAAGAUGUGGAGUAUUCUGAACAACCGGUGGAUGUAAGAGCGAGAAAUAAUUCAAAAAUUCUCUUUUUCGCCGAAGUUUACUAAUCCUUGAUGGUGUAAACUUUGUAGAAUUAAGUUGCUUGUUCUAUAGCUCAGACGGUUUUUUUUCGAGAAGAUGCGUAGAAGUACCUGUAGCUAUAAUUUUUUUGAGAAUAAUCUCUGGAUUGUUUUGAAGAAAACAAAACGAGUCACUUCAUUAAAAGAUCAUUUAUCUUGAGGCUUUCAUAAUUUCCAUUGAAAUUCCAAAUUUUUGUAUAUCUAAAGUUCAACCUAAUAGUUCCACUUUUGAUGAAGUAAGCCAAAAUCGCAUUAAUUUCCAAUAUCACUGUUUAAUUUUAAGUUUUCUAUACCAUUUCAAAAUUGAACUGUAGGAAUCGGAGAAAUAUUCAGGUCAAGAAAAUAGUUCGAAAAACUGAUUGGCCGCCUCGUCAUGAGGUGCGCGGCGUGCUAUGGAAGGAGCUCUGCAUGAACAAGGACUUCGACAGCAGCAAGGUGCUCUUUGGCACAGAGCUCGAGAUCGUCAUGCGGAUGCCUCGUGAGUUUCCCACUUCUGAUUUCAUCAUAUUCUAAGAACUAUUCUCCAUUUUCUAUGAUCUCUUCACAAAGUUUAAAAUCGGAAAAAAAAUAUCCGAAAAUGGAGAAAGAUAUCUAAAGCUUGAAAUUUUCAACAUUUACUCCGUCUAAAAAUGACAUAAAACAUCUUUUUCCCAACAAUUUGCGAUUGAGAAAACGUAAAAAAAGCGUGAAUUUGGAAUUGAGCUGACCGUCGAGUUUAUUUUCGUGCGAAGUAUGAGCAUGUGAGAAAAGCCUGAGAAGCGCCGCUCACGCUGUGUCAACCUAGAAACAUCUUUUAUUUGCUUUGAAUAUUCUUCUUACGAGCCCUCGGCCCAAAUGCAAAGGUUAUUUCGACCAUAGAAAAAAAAAGAGAAAAAUACAUAUUGAAUUAAAGUUGUUUGAAGGUCAAGGACAAGCACCAACGUUCAUCGGCGAGGAAGGGGUAGUAAUCAACAAUUUUGAUCUGAACGAAAUUGGUGGUUUCAAGCUUCUUCAUCUCCUGACCGUGGUGGAACGUCUUCGACCAGACAUAACGGCGGCCCCGGUUGACGACCUUCUUGGAAUUUUUAUAAGCUUUUUUUAACAGAUGCUCUUUCCUCUUGCCGCUUUGAUGCUCCAUUUCAUGGAAGACGCCGAUGGCUUUGCUUGUAUUAACUAUCUUCUUUGCACUAGUGUUUGUUUUGCUUUGCGAAAAAAGUUCUGUCAGUCCAAAGUUUAGGGAUUCAUGAUGAAAACGGUUCUACAGUGGCAAGCUGCGCCAUACACCAUUAUGGCACUUAUCAAAAAACACAAAGCAAAGUCUUAUAAUGUCCUCAAAAGGCGCGUUGGCUCUUCCGAAGACGAUGUCUUGGCCAGAUGCGUGAGUUUAUGAAAGAAAAAGGGAAUUUCAAAUUGUCGAUCAUUUUCGAAAUCUCAAAACUUGAAUUUGAGAAGCUGAUCAAAAUCGAAUUUUGAGAGGAUGGCUAAAAAAGAAUGAUUCAAAGUUAUUUCUCGGCAAAAUAUUUCAAAAGAUGAAAAAAAAUUUAACAAUACGCUUGUCCUGGUUUCUCGGGUCAUUUUCCACUGGUCAUUUUACCUCUAACUACUUUCAGUUUUGUUUCAAUUUUGGACUUCAGGUGGGCAACUGGUUGCACUGGAUUUUCCAUGGGCUCCCAUUGGCUUACGUUUGCCGCGUUGUGGACUGCUACCUGGUCGAAGGCCACAAAUUCCUUGUUCGAACAGCCAUUGCAAUUUUUCUACAUUUGGGCUAAAGUUCAAAAAGGUAUCAAAUUAAUUCCGUUUUUAAUAUAAAUUUCAAUUUUUCAAUUGAGAAAAACUUGCACUUUUCAAGUUAUUGGAAAAUAAGGUGAUUCAAUUUUUUCUCGACCAGUUUUCAAUCACUUUUCAAUAUGCAAUUUUGCCGACUUUUGUUGAAAUGGUUUUGUUUCACUUUUUUCUAGACCUGCAUAAGAAAAUCUUUCUGUAACGUGAUUCAUCAUAUACAAUAUUUCAGGGUCGUCCCACGGAUGACUUUGCGAGCAAAACUGUCGAUGAAAAGGUGGAGGCGAUUCGCAUUGAAAUUCUUCAGACGGCAAUGCAAAUGACAGUCUCGGUAUUUGGUAAUUCUGGCUUCUUUUCAUGUGGUGGGCUCAGAUCAGUACCGAUUUGUUCAUUGAGACGGCCGUCAAGAUCCGAAACUUGCAGUCGUCUACCGUUACUCGUAUUCAGAGGCAUUUUGAAGACAAGGUCUGUCGAGAUUUUCGAUUUUCAUUCGAUUUAAUUUUCAAGCUGCGAGAAGAGGGAAGGGGCAGGCCUCAACCUGCUGCUGAGAGAUCUCGUAACAACAUUUACGUUGACGCAUUCAAUUCGGUUAUCAUCGACGCAGGUCAGAAUUUUCGUAGAAAUUUUGAGUUUAUUGUAAUGACUUGUGGCUUUCGGAUUUUACAUAUGAAGAUAAAAUCUCUUGCUCUUGGGAUUCUUCAAAAAAUUCGCGAAUACAAAAAAAAUAUGAAAAUUUCGUUCGGUUGAGGGAAUCUUUUGAAUUUAGAUUUUUAAUAACGAUUUUUUUCAAUUUUUGUCGACAAGAAAAACAGAAGCUAUCGAGCAAAAAAAAAACUAAACCACCUGGACAUCUUCUGAUUUUUUUUGAUUGUAAAACUUCUACUUUUCACAUUUUUUUCAAUUCAAACAAAAAAUUCGUUAAAAAAAUUAAAUAUUAACGGAAGUUCUCGUUUUCAAAAAAAUGCCAAAGGUCGUUGAAAAUUAUUUCUCGAAUAUCUUUGGUUUUUUAAUCUUGUAAAGGUGAUGCUUAAAAUAAGAAUGGUUUUGAGUAUGCUAACGAAAAUGUUGUCUCUACAUUUUACAGAGCUCUUCAGUGCAUCUAUUAUCUUAAAAUUUUCAUUCACAACAUCAAAAGUCAGUGGAGUAACUUUUCAAUUUUCGGAUGACCUUUUCUUGAGCUCUCAUUCUCUCUAUCAUACGGAAAUAUAUCAGGUACGGCUCUGGAUUUGAUGAGUGCGCUACCUGAAAGAUUACAACUCGUAACGCCUCGUUUGCUUUUCCGCCUAAGUGAAGACGGGGCCAGUUUUACGCACUUUUGGGAAAAGUUUGACCUCGCUCAAAUCAAUAAGAUGAUCAAUUGUUGACGUACAGAGUCCAACUAGCUGAACAAACGCUGCUCAUCAUCAAGUCAACUAAAGGCGAUAUUUUCGGCUCCUUUUGCAGCUCCGGCUGGAAAGAAAGACAUGAGCGCGGUGAGCGAUGUAAAACAAGGUAAUUCUUAUCUAUAACUCAAUUUUUAUUCAGGUUUAUUAAGGUUUUUUGGAACCGGCGAGUCGUACGUCUUCACCAUGAAUUUCGAUAUACAGAUGCCGGAUAUUUACUAUUGGGCCGGAAAGGGUAGAGACUCGCCGAGUAAAUACCCGCAGUAUUUCAUGGCAGCUACGGACAAGCUUCUGCUGGUAAUUUUCGUUUCCUUCAAUUUUUUUGGAACUUUUCUCUUCGUUAAUUAUCAAUUCAGAUUGGCUCGGGUGGCGGCGACGCGAUUCGAAUUGCAGACGAGCUCACUCAUGGGAUUUCUUCUCCAAACAAAACUUACGGAUGCCCUUCUCUUGUCAAAAAUGGCUCAUUCGAUAUCCACGAACUAGAAGUAUUCCAUGUGUAAGUUAAUUUUCCAUCACUGAAAACAUGAUCGAAAAAUGUGAAAUAUGCCCUCCCGGAUUUCAUUCGCAGUUUUUGCCGAAAAUAUUAUGUAGCGACAGUCGAGCUUAGACAGUUUUGCCCUUUGCCUUUGUACAAGGGAGUCUACGUAAAUUUUUCUCUCAAUUUCAUAAAAAAUGGCUAAAUUUCAGGACCGGUUGA